This is a messenger RNA of Brassica napus (rape), 2478 nucleotides long. Its product is annotated as putative transcription factor bHLH041. Gene Ontology annotation, molecular function: protein dimerization activity. The transcript has 8 exons. NCBI's taxonomy places the organism in Eukaryota, Viridiplantae, Streptophyta, Magnoliopsida, Brassicales, Brassicaceae. The record is from RefSeq and is a predicted model, not a curated record. The coding region runs from base 580 to 2172 and encodes 530 amino acids.
CUACUAAAUAAAUAGCAAAAAUACAAAAUGAAUGAAUUUACUAGUAUAUUGGUUACAAAUUAAAAAAAAAACUGGGUGAAAAAGUAAAUAAUAGAAAAGUUGAUAAGAAUAUAAUUAGUUAAAACUAAAAUAGCAAAUAAAUAAAUAAAUUAAAAUCACACAUUUACACCAAAAUAUAGUUUAUUAAUUAAAGCAAUAUUUACCUAGUUUUAAAGUGUAUAUUUUAAGAUAAUUUGCUAGGUUGAUCAACUAAAUAAAUAAAAAUCAAUUUGCCAUCCUCUCUUGACCGUCUUUCAAAACUUUGGACCAUACGACUUUGACUCUCUCUCUCUCUUUCUAAAAUCUUUCCAUCGUAUUUGGCUGCUUCUUCUCUCUACUUUUCUUCACUUUAAUAUUUUCUAUGUUUUCAAAUAAGAAAAUAAAAAUAGAACGAAUAACUUUCCCUCCCUCCCAUGUCUCUCUCUGGUUACACAUAAGCUACGCGAUGGAUCUCUCUAAUUAUCUAUCCUCCUUCCUCAUCUUCAUCUUCAAAUUCUCAUAAUCUUCUGUUGUGUUUGGGAGAAGGUGACAUCAUCCUUCAUGGACGCAAUCUUCUUAACGGAUGAUCCGAAUACCCGGAAACAAUUAAUUGGGUCGCUAGCUCAUUCUUUCGGAUGCAUCUACGUUUCUCUCUGGUCCUAUUAUUUUCCUCGACCGUCUAACUACUUGAUAUCAUUCGAUGGAUAUUACAAUGAAGCAUCUCACGAGCCUUCUACGUCUACUGGAAGUUUAGCGAGAAGAUUGUUCAAUGAGUAUCGCCAAUCCGUCAUUCCUCUCCAAAAUGGACAUAUACCAAGCAUGGCGUUCAUGAAUAAUCUCCCAUACCUAGAGAUUCAGACACAAGAUAUUCAAAGACUUGCUUCUAACGACGCACAGCGUCUCUUCUAUCAGGAAGCCAGGAUUCAGACGGUGAUAUUCAUGGGUUGUCGGAGCGGGGAGAUCGAACUCGGAUUGACGUAUGAUGCUGCAAAUAUGAAAGUAGAAGCAAGUCUUCGAGAUUGGUUCCCUGAAGAUUUCAGUAGAAAGACUUCUCCGGUCAACUCAGACUAUCUCCGGCCACCGCCUCCUCCGUCUUCAUCUUCUUCCUCUCUUAGAUCACUAGAUAGCCCCCAAAACGCCUCCGAAUAUUCCUCUCUCUUAUUCCCACUCAUCCCUAAACCUUCAACGACGACUGACGCCGUUAACGUUCCGUUGCAUACGCUGCUAGCUCCGGUCACCACAGCAGAAACAACGACCAACAUGAUCCAUCAACAACAACAAGAGCCUUUGUUUCGCAACCGUGAACGUGAGGAGGAAGUAAUGACGCAAGCUAUCUUAGCGGUUUUAUCGAUGUCUUCAAGUCCUUUGUCGCCGCAGCGAAAAGGAAAGGCCACCGCUUUUAAGAGAUACUACUGCGUGGCUGCCGGCGGCGGUGGGAGCGGUAGAGCACCGCAACCGCCGAGUGUACGGAGGCAAAGUAUGAUGAAAAGAUCUAUUUCGUUCUACAAUAGGCUUAACAUUAACUGGAGAGAGCGUUUUCCUAGGGGAAACGCUACCGGCGGCGGCAGUGAUGGAAUCGGUGGAAGCGGUGGCGGACGUGGGCCAACCGCAACGCAGUUGCAUCAUAUGAUAUCGGAGAGGAAACGGCGAGAAAAGCUUAAUGAGAGCUUUCAAGCAUUAAGAUCUCUCCUUCCUCCUGGAACUAAGAAAGAUAAAGCAUCGGUCCUCACAAUUGCAAGGGAUCAUCUAACUUCUUUGCAAGGUGACAUUUCGAAACUACUAGAGAGAAAUCGAGAGCUGGAGGCUAAGAUAGCGGGGGAAAGAGAGAUGGAAACUUUUUUACAAGACAAUAAGAGGUUUAACGUUCGUAUAAUACAUAUACCCGAAUCCACAUCCAGAGAAAGGGUUUUGGAUCUAAGAAUUGCUCACAGAGGAGACAACAUUGGGGCUGAUGAUUUGAUCAUAAGGCUUCUAGAGUUCUUAAAGCAAAUCAACAAUGUGAGUUUAGUAUCAAUCGACGGUAAAACCCGAGCUAGAGAAGAUGGAGUUACUUCGGUCAUUCUCGUGAGCUUAAGGCUCAAGAUUGAGGGUGAAUGCGACGAAUCAGCCUUCCAAGAAGCAAUCAGAAGAGUUGUUGCUGACUUGGCUCACUGACAACAAGUUUGAUUAUUUCCUAAAUCCUAACCGUAUGUUUAAUUCUUAUAAUCAUAGUUUCGUUUCUCUUCUACGCUUACAACUUAAUAAUAUACAUAUAAAAUUAAUGAUUGAUGUUAUUUACGGACAGUCUGUUUUGUUACGCUCGCGUUCGGCGGCUCAUAUCGUUUUCGAUGGUCCUCUUCGUGUUCUUAUUACUGUAGACUGUUUCAGCCGUUCGUCGCUAUUCCGUGAAUCAAUCUUGACCCAUUGUUUCUGUCAAUUAUUAUUGUUGUUAACGACGUAUAUAGGCAAUAUUUAUUUAAA